GUUUGAAUUAGGAGAGCGGCAGCCACUAAGAGGAGGAAAGGAAGGACACAGCUGAAGAUCCAGUGUCCACUCUGGCCUUGGUACCUAUUGGAGGGGAACGCCUCACAGUUUGAAAGCAAAGCAGUCUGUGAAUCCUUUUCUGAGCCAUGUCCCGCCCCAUACAUCCGUCACGUGAUCGCCCGGUUGUCUUGGAAACGGAUAGUAACAAGGAAGAGGCUUCCACCUGAGUAACUGACUAUAAGCAGAAGAAGUCGUGGAUCAGGAAGGUGCUCAACGCUAGCAAGAUGUCAAUUCCUUUUUCCAAUACACAUUAUCGUAUCCCGCGAGGCUUUUCUAAUCUCCUGGAAGGACUGACCAGGGAGGUGCUGAGGGAGCAGCCGCAGGAUAUUCCACAAUUUGCUACCAGAUAUUUUGCAGAACUUCUUAAAAAGAGACAGGAGUCCGGCUUUGAUCCAGCAGAAUGGGGCGCCGCCCUAGAGGACAGAUACUACAACAACCAUUCCUUCCAGAACCCAGAGGAUAAGAUUUUCACUGCGCGCACACAAGAUAUCUUCUCCAGCGCAGCAGAUGUUCAACUGUCUCAAGAUCUCACCUCAUCUGUCCAAGAAAAAGAGAAGGAUGAAUAUCAGAACCCAGAGGAUAAGACCUUCACUGCACGCACAGAAGACAUCUUCUCCAGCGCACUGGAUGUUCAGCUGUCUCAAGAUCUCACCUCAUCUGCAGAAGAAAAAAAGGAGGAUGAACAAAAGGUUGUUGAGGACAGCACCCUCCCUGCCCACAUUGAGGAUGUAAGUGAUAGAAGAGAAAGUGUCCCAGUCCGGGACAACUCUGAGGACACUCUGGAGUCACACCAUCCAUCAUCCUCCCAUUUAGCAGAAGUGGAACACGAGCAGCAAGAGGCAAACGACACGGACAAUCUGCUCCAGGAACAGUCCGCCACCGUGAUACAAGCUGCGUUCCGAGGUCAUCAAGUCAGAGGAAGAGUCCGGGAAAUGAAGGAAGAGUCUGGAGAAAACAACGAGUUGUCUCUCCAAGAGUAUCCAGCUUCAGAUGUGACCUCAGAAGAAACUGCCCUACAUCAAGAAAAAGAUCAGAGUUUGGAAGAAACAGGUGCAGGCCAUGUGGAAGACCUAAUAGAGACCCCACAAAAAAACUCCACUCCAGUGCAAUCUCAUGACAACCUCAAAGAAACAAGACCAUUACUGAAUGAUGCUGCAACAACAGAGGAUAUAUUUGGUGGAGAUACCACAGUGGAUGAAGACCUGGAGAGUCAGGCCAAACAAACACAAAGUCUUCAGGAUGAAGAACAGAAUGAAGACAAUUUAGAAAACCUGUUCAUAAAAGAUGAGGCUGAAGAUCACGAUGGACUCCAGUUUCAGGGUGAAGAAGACAAUCUGGCCAUAAAAGAAGACUUGGGAGAUCAUGAUAUUCAGCAGAUUCACAAUGAAAAUGAAUUCAGAGAAGAUAACUCAGAUAAUAAAGAAGAUGUAGUAGGUCAGGGCAUGAUGCAGACUGACAGCCUUAGAGAAGACAUGCAUGAAAAUCUGGAUAAGAUGGCCACAGAAGAUGAUGAUGAAGAUCAUGAUGUGCAAGUUCAUGAAGAAGUAAAGAAUGUAAUGGAAUCUCAGGGACUUGAAGCUGCAGAAGGCCCUUCCUCUGCGGAGGGACCAGAUACCAGUGUGACAAAGGACACACAAAGCCAUGAAAAUAAUACUGAGGAACAACAAGAGUCAGUAAACAAUCAGGACAUUGAGACUGAGGGGCAACUAGAGGAUGAAGGGGGUAAAUCUGCAGAUGCUACAAUCAAGAUCCCUGGAGAACAGCAAGAAGAUGGGGAAGAUACAAGAGAAGAGAAGGAAGCUUUCAGGAAGCAGCCAGAAGAAGCUAUCGAUAUUGACUUGGAUGACCCCGAUGCCAACGCAGCCGCCGCUAAAAUCCAGGCCGGUUUCCGUGGUCACAUGACAAGGAAGAAAAUGAAAAGUGGCGAUAAAGAUGUAAAGCACAAAGAGGGUAAAGAAGGCAGCAGUGCGCAGGGAGAGCAUGACGGGGAUUAGACCAGGAUUGUAUGAGGCAACCUGAAUAAGACACAACUUGGGCCACAAGCAAGAACUAUCUCUGCAGUGAGGUGAACCUUUCACCACCCACAAGGUGCCCUCCUGUAAGCCCCUCCCCCGAGGAACGACCACCCACUCUCUGGUCACUGGAAGAUUGUGUAUGUUGCUUCCCUUUAUGCAUUCAUGUUUCUUGAGUUUCGUUCAUCUUAAUUUAACUUUUCAUGAAAAAAAAAAUGAAAAAAAUCAGUCAUUAUUGAUUGUGGUGUGGUGCGCCCUCCGCUUGCUUGCUCCUGAUUUGAAACGAUGUGUGCAUGCUCCUCUUAGAACACAGAAUGUCCCUUUAUUGAUGAAUCUUCCAUUUCCUUCAAGCUACAAUAAAGAAAUCUACAGACGACUAAUGCCCUUCCCUCUUCCCCAUCCCAUCGCUUUGUGACCCCCU
This is a messenger RNA of Bufo gargarizans (Asiatic toad), 2493 nucleotides long. RefSeq names its product sperm autoantigenic protein 17 (gene SPA17). The transcript is spliced from 11 exons. NCBI's taxonomy places the organism in Eukaryota, Metazoa, Chordata, Amphibia, Anura, Bufonidae. Bases 285 to 2054 code for a protein of 589 amino acids. The record is from RefSeq and is a predicted model, not a curated record. Gene Ontology annotation, molecular function: calmodulin binding.